ACAUUAACUAAGAUUAAUAAAUGCUGCAAUGUCUUUCUGAAUUGAAGAUAAUUGUGCAGAGAUGCUGUGAUUAAUAUUUGCAAUCUAUAAUUAAUACUUAUUUCAAAUUUGGCAGAAAAAGUCCAAGAUCUCUGCAUCCCGGAAGCUGAUGCUAAAGAGUCUUAUGGUAGCUAAAGCAAAGGACGAGUUAGAGCAUGAACUGGCAAAUAAAGAGGCAGAGAAGGACAGAUAUCUGGCUGAUAAAUCUCCACCAUUACAGACCAGUGGAAUGUCUUUCGCUGAGCUUCAAGAACUGUGUCAAGAACUUCACACUAAAAUUGACGUUGUGGACGAGGAGCGCUACAACACUGAAGCAAAAGUGCUACUCAACACAAGAGAAAUCAAGGAUUUGAACAUUAAAGUUCUGGAUCUGAGGGGCAAAUUUAAGCGGCCCACUCUGAGAAGAGUGAGAGUCUCAGCUGACGCCAUCCUGUGCUCUUUAUUGGGCUCCAAACACAAGGUUUCCAUGGACAUGAGAGCCAACCUAAAGUCUGUGAAGAAGGAGGACACAGAGAAGGAAAAGACAGCAGAGGUCAGCGACUGGAGGAAAAAUGUGGAGGCCAUGUCUGGAAUGGAGGGGAGAAAGAAAAUGUUUGAUGCAGCACAAUAAUGAGUGAGAGCAACAAAAAAUCUGCAAACAUGAAUUCAGGAUGGGCGUUCAGAGGAGGUGAUAAUGCUGGCAAAAUAAAAUAUACAACAUUUUGUUAAUAUGCUUAAAAACUUCCAAGCCUCAUAAAAACAAUAAAAGAAUGCAAUAAAAUACAAUAAAACUAAAGUUAUUAAGUAACUAGUCCAUUUGUUCAGUAAAUCUCUACAAACCAAGCCUUGUUAAGGUGGCAAUGUGAAAAGUCUCAUCAAACUUGUCCUGUUAAUAAAAUUUGUAAUCUGCAAAGAGCCACGAUUUUAUUUCUCAUUCUAGAUUUCUCAUUUGAAUAUGAAACAUAUGAAUGUUGGUUUUUUUGUACAAUGAAUAAUUCAAAAGCACAAUGAUAAAAUAAACAGGAAAUGUAACCCC
Messenger RNA from Myxocyprinus asiaticus (Chinese sucker), 1054 nucleotides. RefSeq names its product troponin I, slow skeletal muscle-like. Gene Ontology annotation, cellular component: troponin complex. Gene Ontology annotation, biological process: muscle contraction. The transcript is spliced from 6 exons. NCBI's taxonomy places the organism in Eukaryota, Metazoa, Chordata, Actinopteri, Cypriniformes, Catostomidae. The coding region runs from base 149 to 649 and encodes 166 amino acids. The record is from RefSeq and is a predicted model, not a curated record.